UAUUGAAUAAAUUAAUAAUAGGAUGAAUAAAUUAAGCGUUAGCUAACUGAGUCGCUAAACCCAUAAUAAUUGUAAAACUCUGCCUAACUUUAGCAUGUAGCUAAAGCUAGCUAACCGAAAGUUGUGUGACGUUAGCUAAAUCGUUAAAAAUACGCAGGUUUGAGUGCGACAUCAGAAGUCAUUUAUAAACAAUGACAGUGCAAAAAUGAGUAAUAUAAGAAUGAACGGUACAAUAACAAGAUUUCAUAUAAGCCUCGCGUAACUAACGACAAAGUAGUGUAACAUCCACUGACAGAGGCGUCCUACUGGCUACUGUCUGUAUAUAUAGACUAUAGUGGUGACGUUUCUCUUCCUUUGGAGGCGUAACGUUAACCUCGCCUCGUAUACUAAAGUACUGGGUCAGGUCUGUGUGUCUCUAAAAAGUGGACAACUACUAUUUGCAAGCUCGGAUAUAGCACCAGAUUGAUGGAGAAGAAUGGCCCGAAUCUCGUUGGAUUGUCCCAACUCUUUACCAGGGAUCCCCCUCAGUGUGCUGUCAGUGCCCAUGGAGAAUAAGUACAAAUGUCAGCAGUGUCUCCAGGUCCUGAGGAAGCCUGUCCAGGCCCAGUGCGGCCACCGCUUCUGUGUACAUUGCUUCAAGCAGCUCACCAGUUCUGGCCCAAAGCCUUGUGAAGCCUGCCGCCAAGAGGAAAUAUAUGAGGAGCCUAUUUCCAUACUAAAUAGUAGUGAGGCAUUUCCAGACAAUGCAGCAGGUCGAGAAAUAGCAAGUCUGCCUGCUAGGUGUUUGAACCAGGGCUGUACUUGGACAGGCUCAAUAAAAGAAUAUGAGGCUCAGCAUGAAGGUCGCUGUGAAUUUGAGCGAAUACAGUGUGAGGCCUGCCAAACCUUAAUCCUUCGUACAGAGAAGGACAGACAUAAUGAGAGAGAAUGUGAAGCAAGAACACUCAACUGCAAAUACUGCAAAUUGACCUUCAACUUUAAAGAGAUCAAGGCCCAUGACGAGAUAUGCCUGAAGUUCCCCUUACAAUGUAAAGACUGUGGCAAGAAGAAGAUCCCAAGAGAAAAGUUCAAUGACCACAGCAGGUCCUGCGCCAAAUCAAAGAGUGCUUGUCCAUUCAGUGAAGUGGGCUGUAAAUCUGUGAUAGAGAACGGGAAGCUCAGCGACCAUGAGCACAGCAGCACCAUGGAGCACUUGCGUCUGCUGCUGCCCAUGGUGCUGUCUAUGGCUAAGCCAAGUGCAGAGGCUUCUGGUCCCGGCGAGUGGCAGGAAGACUCUGGUCUUGGCCUGUACAGGGCUCCUGAGGAGGGAGUCGCUAUGGGCGCUGGAGCUGGAGCCGCAGCCUCCACGCAGUCUGUGGACUUGGAGAAAAAGGUGAACGCCUUAGAAAACAUUGUUUGUGUCCUGAACCGGGAAGUGGAGCGCAGUUCAGUAACGUUGGAAGCUUUCUCACAUCAGCAUCGUUUAGACCAAGAAAAAAUUGAAAAUCUGUCUAAUAAAGUGCGGCAGCUUGAGAGGACGCUGACUAUGAGAGAUUUGCAGCUGUCUGAGACUGAACAGAUGGUGCGAGAACUCCAGUACUGCACCUACGAUGGAAUAUUUGUCUGGAAAAUCUCUGACUUUUCACGCCGCAGACAAGAAGCUGUGGCUGGUCGGACACCUGCGAUGUUCUCACCAGCGUUUUACUCCAGCAAAUACGGCUACAAAAUGUGUCUGAGACUGUAUUUGAAUGGCGACGGGACAGGUCGAGGGACACACCUUUCACUGUUCUUUGUUGUCAUGGGGGGCAAGUGUGACGCUCUGCUCAAAUGGCCUUUCAGUCAGAAGGUGACGCUAAUGCUGUUGGAUCAGAACAACAGGGAGCACAUUAUUGAUGCUUUCCGCCCUGAUGUCACUUCCACCUCCUUUCAGCGGCCGAUCAGUGAGAUGAACAUCGCCAGUGGCUGCCCGCUCUUCUGUCCACUGGCUAAACUGGCCGGCAAGAGCCCCUAUCUGAGAGAUGACACAAUUUUCAUAAAAGCAAUUGUUGACCUCACAGGCUUAUAAGGUGCAGGCUGUGGAAGCUACACCAAAAAAAACCCAAAUAUAAUAAUAAUAAUAAUAAUAAUAUAGGAUAUAUUAUAUAUGGU
Thunnus maccoyii (southern bluefin tuna) is the source of this 2127-nucleotide messenger RNA. RefSeq names its product Tnf receptor-associated factor 2b (gene traf2b). NCBI's taxonomy places the organism in Eukaryota, Metazoa, Chordata, Actinopteri, Scombriformes, Scombridae. The coding region runs from base 476 to 2044 and encodes 522 amino acids. Gene Ontology annotation, molecular function: zinc ion binding; ubiquitin protein ligase binding; tumor necrosis factor receptor binding. The transcript is spliced from 11 exons. The record is from RefSeq and is a predicted model, not a curated record. Gene Ontology annotation, cellular component: cytoplasmic side of plasma membrane; plasma membrane signaling receptor complex. Gene Ontology annotation, biological process: protein K63-linked ubiquitination; positive regulation of canonical NF-kappaB signal transduction; tumor necrosis factor-mediated signaling pathway.